AUGGUUGAAAGAAAUAGAAGAACACGUCAAAAUGAAGCUUUUUGGAAAAAUGAAAGUGAUAUGAAAUUACAGUCUGCUUUAAAACAACCUCAAGUACAAAAUUCAGAAUUUAAAUUACCAUCAAUUGAAGAGAAUUUGAAUAGAACAGAAAUGAUAAAACACGUGUCUGAAAAUUCACCAUUAAGAGAAACUGUUUCAAGAUUACAAAGAACUUGUGUUAGUAAGAAAAAAUUAAGUGAUUUGAAGCAUUGUAGAAGGAUUUCUUCUGCUAAUUUGUCUAUUUCUAGAACGAGUAAUGAAGGCCUUCCAGAAAAUGUUGAGGAGAAAACAAUAGAAUCAGAAAUGGAAAAGGAUCUUUCGAAUAAUGUUAAAUUAAAAUUUGCACCUUUAGUAAAUGAAAGUGCGGAAGCUUUGCAGAGUAAUGAGAUAAGUAAAAAUGUAUGUAAUAGCACAGUUGUUAUAAAAGAAUCAUCUCAGCUGAGGUCAGAAAAUAAAUUUUUGGAAAAUGAACUGUUUUCUAACAAAACUGUGAUGCUGGCUGCCCCAGAAGCUGUAUUUGAUAAGAAAAUAUCCACUUCUGGUUUAUUUCAAAACACACGUUUCAAGAAGAAAUGUCAUAGAGUUGGGUUUAAUACUUCAAAUCGUUCUAAAAGAACAACAUCUAGUAAUAGAGUUAACUGUCCACUUAUGAACAAUGAUUUGUGUGAAGGUAUUGAAGAAAAAACAAAAUUUGAUGAGGAUAUUCCAUUUGACAUCAAUUUAGUAAAAAAUAAUUCAUUGAGUACAAAUAAUGGAGACUUGCCCAAUAUAUUACAUAAAAAUUCAACCGAGAGAUGUCCACAGAGCACUUCAAAAGUACAAUCUAAGUUGCAUCAAUCAGGAAUACAAAAUGCAAAUGUCAAGUUUCUGAACGAGUCUGUUGCUAAUACUACCAAAAGAAAAGUCCCAAAAGAUUCAAAAAAUGUGCCUGAUAAGAUGAUGAGAAUGUCUAAGGAAAAUUGUAAAGCUAAGUUAAAUUCUUUGAGGUGUUUGAAGAAAUUUACUUCUCCCAGAACAUCCAUUUCGGGAUGUAGUAGUAAAGACUCUGCAGAAAGUGGAGAACAGAUAGACACGGGAAAUUUCUUAAGGAAAAGUGAGCCGAAAGAUGUUGAUUCAGCUAUUCUUAUGACAGUUCAUAUUGUAAAGGAGGAAGUUUGUGAAAAAUUGCAGGGAAGUAAAUUAUUGGAAAAUGGAAUUAUUUGUGAUAGUAAGAACACUUCAUCUAAAGAACAAAGUUCAGAAAAUGUGUUCGGUGCAACAGGGAUGGCUAAUUAUGAAACUGGCGUGCAGAGUGAUCCAAGUGUUGCAUCAAGUGAGAAGACGCAGCCCUCUUGUGAUGUGUUCCAGAAUACACUUCUCAAUAAGAAGUAUUCUUCAUUAAUGUCAGAUAAUUUAAAACGUUCUAAAAGAAUAGCCUGUGCCAAAAAAUGUAUUUCAACUCCUGGCAAGGAUGUAUUAGAUGCAAAUUCAGAAGUAACAACCAGUGACAUAAAACUCAAAGAGAAUAGUUCUGUUGUGUUGAAGUCGGAAACCUGUCUAGACUUGGCCAAAAACAUUGAAAAGAUGGAGAGGGGAACAGUGGAAAAAGAAGUUCAUUCAGCUAAUUGCACCACAGUUCUUACUGCAAACAAUGGUAAUGAAAAUUGGCAGAGCAGCAAGUUAUUGGAAAGUGGAUCCAUUUGUGAUAACAAGAACACUUCAUCUAAAGAAGAUAGUUCUGAAAAUGAAUUAAUGGAUAAAAUUGGAAUGACAAAUUAUGAAACUAGCUUGAGGAGUGUACGAAAUGUUGCAUCGCAUGAAAAGACACAACUCUCAUCUAGUGUGUUACAGAAUACACUGUCCAAUAAGAAAUAUCCUGUAUUUCCAUCAAAUUCGUUAAAACGCUCUAAAAGAAUAGCCUCUGCCAAAAAAUCUAUUUCUGCUUUUAAUGAGGAUGUUGUGAAUGAGAAUUUGGAAGCAACAUCACAUGAAAUAAAACCUGAAGAGAGUAGAUCUGUUGUGUUAAAAUCAGAUCCACAAAAAAAUAUAGGUUUCUCAAAUACUACUUGUAAAAGUUCAGCUUCAGAGGAGAGAAAUACAUCAAAAAUAGAAUUUAGAUCUUCACAGGCUGACAUAACUAGUACUCAACGUAAAUUAAAGAAGGCAAAAUCUUCGCAUGAUGAAACUUGCUUACAGUAUACUGAAGAUUUAUUAAGUGAUACGACACUCUCCAUUUCUAGUUUCCCACAAAAUUCACAUGUUAAUGAGAAAUGUACAACUGUGGUAAAAUCUUUUAAACGUUCUAAAAGAAUAGCCACUGCAAAAUUCAAUUGUGUACUAAAUACUAUUAGCCCAGCUGAAAAUUUAGAACAAAACCUUAGAAAAGGAGAGAAUAUUUCAUUAUCUGUUAAUUUAAGAUCAAAUUCAUUAUUAAGUAAAAAUUGUGAAGUCUUGUCAAAUGUGACAUUAAAUGAAAAUGCAGCUCAAGGUGACAUUUCUGUAGGGGAGUAUAGAAUGGACCGUUCAGAAGUACAGAGUGUAAGAAACAAGUUGUCAGACAGUGCUGUGUCUUCUCCUGAAGCAACAGAUUUGCUAAAUACUCAAAAACAUCAAGCAGUGUUGAUGACUCAUGGAAGACUGAAGAAGAAUCAUAAAGCAAAGUUACUUUCUGAAAAACUAUCUAAGAGUCAGUCAUCUAUUAAAAAAUGUUAUUCUGCACAAAAUAUCAAUGGAAAUUUUGAAAAUUUACAACAGAGAACAGAAGGUAUAUUUGAAGAGAAUUUACCGGCUCAUAAUAAUUUAAAACAAUUAUUGUCAUUACGUGAAAAUACAAACGAAUUGGACAGUUUGGAUGCACAAUCACAAUUAGAUCGCGUGGAGAUCCAAAGUGCAAAAUGUAAGUUUUGUAAGAACAUUUCUUCCAAUUAUUCAACAAAUUUUGGAAAUAAAGGAAAAACUUCGUCUGGUAACAAAGCUUAUCCUACUUGUGUAUUACAUCAAAAGAUUUGUGCUCAUAAAAAUCAUCUAGGUGUGAUGAGUUCUUUAAAACGUUCUAAAAGAAUUGCUUCUGUUAAAAAAUCUAUUUCUGGGAAUGACAAUAUUACUGAAAAUGUUGAAAUGUGCACUGUCACAACCCCCACAGAAGGAAGUGUUUCAACUGAUAUUCUCCUUACAAAAGAUUCAAUGUUGAAUGCAAAAGUUGGUAAUGAAUAUCGUAUUUAUGAAACAAUUUGUAAAAAAGAAAUAAGUGACAGAGCAUUGAGAAUAAUUCCUCAGUCCAAUUCAUUGUGUUCUCAAGAGCAAAAUACCAUAAAUGAACAGAUCUCAAUUAUGACAGCAUCUUCAAAUGAAGUAUCUAACUGUCAGAACACUCCAAAAUAUACUACAUUCCGUGUAAAUACACGCUCCAAUGCUGGAUUGAUAAAUUGUUACAAAACGAAACCCCAUGCAAGAAAAAUUAAUUCGCAUGUGGUUUCUACUAAAAAGACUACUUGUAAAAAUGUUGAGGAAAAAUCGGAAGUAGCAUCUUCAACACAAAGUAUUUCAGGUAAUAUUCAUUCAUCACGAGUCUCAUUUAUAAAUGUAGAUAAUUACAAAAUCAGGCUGAAAAAUAUAAGAGGAAAGAGAAAUAAAAAUGAAUUAGAGUGUGGUGCUAAUGAUAUUACAAACGUGCAAUCAAAAGAAGAGCAAAUGCAAAGUCCAGAAAACAAACUGUGUAGCCAAGGAGUUUUCCCACUUCAUUCAAGAAAAGAAAGAAUCCAAGAAAAGGAAGAAUUCAUUCCAGAAAAAGUACUCAUGAAAAAAUCUCGUUUCAUUUCUAAAUUACACCAGAAAGCAGAUGUAAAUAAUAAAUAUCGUGCAAUAAAAUUAAUUUCUGUGAAACGUUCUAUGAGAGUAGGAUCAACCCCCAAAUUAAUUUCUACACAUCAACAUAAUUCUUGCAAGGAUUUUGUGGGAAAAGCCAUUGUUACAUUAUCUGAAGUUGAUAAUUAUGUCAAAGUGAAAUCGCAUGCAAAGAAACAUAAGCUGAAUGAAAACACAGGAGAUUUGCAGGGAGUGAAGAUGUAUAAAAGCGUUUCUGAAGGUGAUAAAAAUAAAAGUAAUUCUUACAAAACAUCCAGCUCUAAAAAUACUUCUGUGCAUUUGAAGAAUCCCAUUGUUAAGCUGAAUCCUUUGAAUUGUUUUGAAAGGAUACCAUCGAUCACUUAUGUAAUGUGUGGUAAUAAAAAUAAAACUGAUGAUUCUGAUACACAAACUCGUGAAACAGAAUCCACAAAUGUUUCAAUGAACUUUCAAGAAAGACAUGGCCCACAGUUAAAUGAAAAAGUUUGUAAUGAGAGAGAAAAAAAUAAGGAAGGUCACUGUGAGAAUAAACAAAUCUGUAAAUAUGAACAUUCUAUGAAUGUUCAAAGGGGGUUGAAUCAUUCCAGCUUUCACAAUGCAGAAUGUAACCAUUCAUUAGAUCAAAUGACAUCUUCUAAUAAUAUGACUGUUUGUCAAAGUACAUCCCAAAAAAAGAGGCAUGUUAAUUCUAUACAACACCUGAAGGCUCGAACAAGUAAAAAGUCUCAGAAUGAUAAAUUAAAUCAGUCUAAGGUUUGUAAAGAAAAGGAUUCUUUCAGUGAAUUAACUCAUGAUCAAGAUCUCCUUAAUAAGAAUGGAGUUGAUGUCGAACUCAAAAGUACAACAAAGUUCUCAGAGGUUGCAGUUAGUACUAAUAUAAAAACAAAUAUUAGCACAAAAAACAAAAGAUCUGACCACACACUUCAAGAGAUUCAUGAAGAAGUUGCUCAAAGCAAAGAAUUUAAGCUGGAACCUUCAAAAGUUGUUAGUAAUAAAUCAAGAAAUCAGUCUAUUCCAAAUACACUUUCUGGUGGCAAAAAGAAAAUAGAAAAGGUCAUUAGUAAUCCAUUGGUAAUUAGUGAAGAUGUUGAAAGAGUGACUAAGGAAUUGCAAACAAAUAUACCUUGUGUAGAUGGUGCAAAUGAUUCAAUUAAUACUGAUAACUCAAAUGAUUUCAUGCCAUUGACUGUUGCAAAACAAAAAUUCAGGAAAAGAAGGAAUAGGCAAGUCGUAAAUAUCAGUGAUUUGACUUAUCUGGAGCCCUCGAGUAUCAGAAAUUGUGAUGAUAAAUCUGAAAGGUAUGGGGGCAAGAUUAAAAUCCCAAUGAAAGAUAGUUCAGCAAAGCCAUCUAAGAAAGAAAACUUCAAACCUGUAGAUGUUGGGAACAAGAUGACUUCACUAGACUCAAAGAUGAUAAGAAGGCAUCACUUACACUCAUCUGUUCAAAUUGCAGUUGGUGCUACUGACCCUGAACCCAUGACGCAAGCAAUUCUAAUGAAGUACCUCUCAUCAGUAUUAAAGAGAACUGUUACAAAGAGAGAUGUUAAAAAAUUUCAACCUCGUGUGAAAUUAAAGAGAUUAAAUUGUAGUGAUAUCCAUUCCUUAAGGUUGAAAAGAAGAAAAUUUAUGAAUGAAAUGUGUAUUUGUGCGGAACAUUGUGCAAAAGGUGUGUCACUAGAUCAUCAGCAUUCUGAACGACCCCAGGAGAUGACUUUUGGGUGUAUCCAUCAAGGAGGACAUUUUGUUAAAGUCCUUUGCCAACAAACAGGGACUGAUGAAGAUCAACUGAACCACAUUUUGAUUAGAAAUGAAAAGGCUGUAAUAGGAAAAGAUGAAGUUUUAAAUAGUACUUUUUUGGACUCCUACAUUGAAACUUCGAAUAUAAAAUUACAAUUUCCACUGUUAAAAUCGAGUACUUACGCCAGUGACUGGCAAUCCUGUGAUGAUCAUAAGCCAGCAUCAGAAAGGGAGGCAUGCACUGACAAAACCAGAGACAUCUCUUCAGCAAGUACUGCUUCUAUUUCACCUGCAGAUUCUCAAACUAAGGAGUCAAGACAUUACUGUUUGACUGAACCAUUUGAAUUAAACAGAGGAACACAGUCAUUUCUCAUAAAAGGUGAUUCAUGUGAAAACCUUUCACGGGUGUGCUUUAGAGAGUCUUCGACAUCACCUAAUAAUUCUAAUUUAUCCACAGUUAAUACAACAAUGCCUGUUAAACAGAAUAUUGUGCAGAGUUCUUUCGACAGAAAAUCAGUGAACAGAAAUACCAUUAUUACACCAAAGAAAAUGCCACCAUCAAAAAAACAAAUUUUUCAAAGUCUUCCUGACUUCAAUUUUCCUCCACAAAUAUUCUUGAAACCGUUUUUCAGCAACGCUUCAGAUAUAGUAGAAAGAAAAGAAGUGGGUCAUAAGGACCUCAAGAUUCAGAGCCGCAGUGUUAAAGAACUUGAUUUAUUUGUAAGCAUGAUUCCCAAUUUAAAAGGACUGAAGACGUAUAAAGAUGAAGCAAUUCAGAAUCUUUGGGAGCAUUCUCAGACUUCUGAUGAGAUAGAAAAUAUAUUUAAUCAAGGAAAUUUAAAAGCAGCUUUGGGAGGGCAAAGAGAAACAAUUCUUACUCCUUGUUAUUGUCCACCAAGUGUUGAGGAAGUAAAACUCUGGGCAAAAGCUCGCUUUCUACAUAAACAAAAAACCAAAGAAAGUAAAAAAUGCAAAAAGGAAGAAACAAAGAGGUUGAAAAGUUCAAGUGAAAAGGAUGUUGGAAAAUUUGUACAAAUGUCUGCAAAUUCCUCACUAUUUAGCAGCCAAGGAUCAUCAGCUGAGGAUUUUCCAAAGGCAAGUAACAAAUAUACUUACAUGCUGUGA
This is a messenger RNA of Gryllus bimaculatus (two-spotted cricket), 6723 nucleotides long. NCBI's taxonomy places the organism in Eukaryota, Metazoa, Arthropoda, Insecta, Orthoptera, Gryllidae. The record is from the annotation of a GenBank genome assembly.